Messenger RNA from Solanum tuberosum (potato), 684 nucleotides. RefSeq names its product RING finger protein 44-like. The coding region runs from base 236 to 676 and encodes 146 amino acids. NCBI's taxonomy places the organism in Eukaryota, Viridiplantae, Streptophyta, Magnoliopsida, Solanales, Solanaceae. The transcript has a single exon. Gene Ontology annotation, biological process: protein ubiquitination. The record is from RefSeq and is a predicted model, not a curated record. Gene Ontology annotation, molecular function: ubiquitin protein ligase activity. Gene Ontology annotation, cellular component: cytoplasm.
AUUAAACUACCAAUUAGAUGAAUCAAAUUUUUACCAGUAAAAUAAAAAUUGAGAUAACUAAUUAACAAACUAAACUACUAAACGAACAACACAGAGUUUCUAUCCUAUUACCUUCUGGUUUAGGAAUUAGGAUUUCGGUAAUUGAAUUGUGUUAUUCUAAAUCCAACUAAAACUAGGUUGAAGAAUAUAUACAUACUAUAAUUUGUCGUCCGGGAAUUAAUUCAUCAAAUAUACUAUGAAUACGAGAAGAAGAUCUUUCCGUGAGCAGCCGCGGCCACGGCCACAGCCACAGCCACAGCCACCACCGGCAGCUAUGGCGCGAUUCCACGCGCUGAGCGACGCACUCUAUCAGGCGGAGCAGCAUGAGCGAUCGCGGAUCCCGCAACAACAAAACAUGAGAGAAGUUGUUCCGACGGCAGAGCCUAGGACUACGAAUUGGGAGCCAAUAAUCAGGACGACUAGUACCGUACCACCACCAGCGACAAAGGCUUCAAUAGAAAAAUUGCCAGAUGUUGAAAUCGUACAGAUGAGCGAAUGUGCUAUUUGUUUGGUAGAAUUUCAAGUCAAGGAAAAAGCUAAAGAAAUGCCAUGUAAACAUCGCUAUCAUUCAAAUUGUAUUAACAGAUGGUUAGAGAUACAUGCAUCUUGUCCAAUUUGUAGGUAUAAGAUGCCGUGAACCAUAUA